Messenger RNA from Alternaria burnsii, 1020 nucleotides. RefSeq lists its product as uncharacterized. The record is from RefSeq and is a predicted model, not a curated record. The transcript is spliced from 2 exons. Lineage: Eukaryota; Fungi; Ascomycota; Dothideomycetes; Pleosporales; Pleosporaceae. The coding region runs from base 1 to 1020 and encodes 339 amino acids.
AUGGCCACUCCCAAGCGAAGUCCUAGCUUCAAGUCUUCCGUCAAUACUAUACGUUCCGCAUCUUUCCUACGCCAUCUCCUUGACGAAAUAAGGUCAGAUGCUAGUCAAGGAAAUGCCGUCACACCUGAGAAAGUCGACACAAGUCUCGGACCCUCCCAUGAUGGGACCGAUACAACACCACGCCAACGACCGUCGCUCCAGCGCCUGCAGAUCCCAUCAUCGAGAUUCAUCACUCGUCCAGUUGCUAAUGAAGAGGGUAUUCCACCAUUAGAAUCACCAUUGAUGUUCUGCGAUUCCGACAUCUCCUCCACACACUCUCCCGACGAGCCCCCAACCUCAGGAUUGACUGCACCCUCAAGUGACACAACGCCUCCAACCUCAGCUUCGACCUCGUCUCAUCCGGAUACCAUACGUGCGCGUCCCUCAACCCCAGCAUGGGACAUGGCUUUGGCGCAAAGCGCGACUGAACCUCGACCGCUAUCGAAACGAAUGCGCAUCAUGACCAUGCCCGAGACGUGUUGUCAAAAUAUCACUCAAGACGAAAAACAAGACCCCUUGGCAAACCAAAGCUUCUCGGGUAACAGCAGGCGUGUGAUACGAAAUGUCGCUUUCAUUGAGAGAGCACCCGGCCGACCACAAGAGCCCAACUCUUCCUCACAGCAGCUCCCCGAACUAUCCUCUUUCCGGCCUGAUAUCGCCUCGCCAGAAGGACCUGCUCCUAACCCCCCUGCCCGGCCCACGACUCCAGUCAGAUACACAACGCGCCGCUUCUCCGCCACUCCUGAACCACCCGAGACGCCAAGCUUCCUCCGGCCACUGCACCUUUUCGACACAAGCAACGAGUGGACGCACGACAUCUCCAUCUACAAGAACAUCCACGGCGAGGAAUGGAAAAGAAACUCACUUUGCAGACAUUGCUUCCAGCUCCGCGGGGCGUUCAACAGGAUCAUGACGUACGGUUACGAGGCGUGCGGGCGAGAUGAGCGUUUGGAUAGCCAUUAUUGGGAGCCGAUGGCUUAG